AUGGGCAAUCAACAGUCCUCCGAAGACAAGAAGAGCUCGAGCUCUAGGUCUGGGACACCCCAGGCCGAGAAAGACCGCAAGAUAAAUCGCCGGAUCUCGAUUCAAGCCCUUUCUCAAGGUCGCGGCGCUCCUGUCGAUGCUGCUGCGACCAAGGACACCGCUGUUGCCCAGACCACCUCCCAUAAUCUCGAGAAGCCACAACUGCAACAAUAUUUGCAGGCUGCUUCUCCGGAAAGUGCCAAGGCCGGACGGGUAGAGCGGUCAUCCUCGAGGAAGUCAAAGGAAAAGAAGAAUGAGUUGGAGCAUCGACCCAAACCGCAACCUCCCACUCAACAACCACUUGCUGUGCCUCAGCCUGCCACUCCCCUGGAUGUUCCCAUAUCGAAGAGCAAGCAGGACGAGGAUCGUUUCGACGAGCGACCUAUUGCGCACAGUCAACCCUACGACGACCGACGAUAUGCUCCUGUUGCCCAACUCCGACCGCCUCGUCUUCCUCUCCCGAUCGCCGAUGUACCUAUACCCGACUCGCCUACGCUGAUGCCAGUAGACAAAAGUAGUGAUGCCGAUGUGCCUCUCUUUGAGACCGAUGGCCCCCUCGCUAUUGCAGAGCCGCACACAAGACGAAGAAGUUCCAUGUUGAGCACCAACACGCAGUCCGAGGACGAGGUCGGUGACGAACUGCAGCCUUAUGCAGUCCAAUCGACGACCCAGACUACGCCUACGGUCAUCGAAUGGAAUCAAGGCGGCAACAAGGUCUACGUGACAGGUACUUUUGCCAACUGGGAAAAGAAAUAUAGACUACAUCCGAGAAAGAAUGGUCCCGGCAUGUUUACCACCAUCAACCUUCCUUCUGGAACCCACCAUCUUAAGUUUGUGGUGGACGGCGAGAUGGUCACCAGCUCAGAGCUGCCGACCGCCGUGGACUUCAACAAUUUCCUCGUCAACUACAUCGAGAUCGCGACCGAGGACAUCUCCAAGCCACGUCGCGAGAGCGCUCAACCGGGGACCAAGUCAACGGUUCUUCUUGCGCCCGAGGAACAAAGUGAACAAGCCACCUCCGGGCAGCAAACGCCCGAAGACUCCGACUUCUCUGAGCUUCAGCUCGAAGAGAUCCCAGCAGGUGACUGGCGUCAACUCAUUCCGCCUUACUUGAUCGACAUCGACUUGGACGAAGAAGAACCAAAGUACAAGGCGGCAUCUGCGUGUAUCUCGGAGUUCGGCCAUCCCCCAGCUCUGCCACUGUUUCUGAGCCGGUCGAUUCUGAACGGUAUCUUGCCUGUCAAGGACGAUAAUAGCGUCUUGACAUUGCCGAAUCAUACUGUUCUAAAUCACCUUAUGACGAGCAGCGUGAAGAACGGGGUGCUUGCGACGAGUGUUACUACGAGGUACAAGAAGAAGGUGGGUUCAGGUUUCCUUGAGAGUUCUUGA
Messenger RNA from Cladophialophora yegresii CBS 114405, 1428 nucleotides. RefSeq lists its product as uncharacterized. Gene Ontology annotation, molecular function: protein kinase binding. Gene Ontology annotation, biological process: signal transduction. Gene Ontology annotation, cellular component: nucleus; nucleotide-activated protein kinase complex; cytoplasm. The record is from RefSeq and is a predicted model, not a curated record. Bases 1 to 1428 code for a protein of 475 amino acids. The transcript has 2 exons. Lineage: Eukaryota; Fungi; Ascomycota; Eurotiomycetes; Chaetothyriales; Herpotrichiellaceae.